UGAUAUGCUCGUUUCCCUUUUACAAAAUAAAGGAGAGGAAAAACAAACUGUUGGGCGUGUCCUGUCCCUCUCCUGAGGACGCAGGGAGUUUCGCUGCUUGGUUCAGGAUUCGCUGAGAGUGAUACCAAGCUUCGCUACACCACGUCACAAAGCAGGCUACGGACCAGGGACUGGACACCCACUGUUUUCAUCUCCGAGCUCCUCGACUAUUUUGUUUCCAGACGUCUUUAAAGUCGUUAUCUUUAUCAGUUUUGCUGCUCUUUUUAAACAGCGCUGGGUUUUGAGACACGAAGUGAAUGAGAGUCCGAUCAGCCUGCAGCAGUGUGAUGCUGAUGACAUUUACACAACCCACGUCCUGAUUGGUUGAAUAUCUGUGAAAUGAGAAAUAUUAGAAAAAUCAAACCUAUUACAAAAAAAAGUCGCUUUUUUUCAGACAAGCGUUCAUUUUUGAUGUGAACGUCUUCAUGUAAGGUAUAGUUGUUUGAAAAAAUAUAUUGUCAGACAGAAAAAUUGUAACAACAAACUGCGAUCUUUACUCUUCCAUUUUGUUGGGUGGAAGCCAUGGCUUAAUGGUUCGAGAAGCAGCUUAGGGACCAAGAGGUCGCUGGUUCUAUUCCCUGGACCAGCAGGAAUGGCUGAAGUGCCCUUGAGCAAGACACCUAAUCCACAACUGCUCCCCAGGCUGCUCUGGAUUCUUGUUGCUGUGGAGUGCAGUAUGGAUCAUGUACCCGACCACGCUGGCUGUGAUCGCUCUCACUUUCUCAAACUACGUCCUGCAGCCGGCAUUCCCCAACUGCCUUCCUCCCUACAUCGCCACUCGCCUCCUGUCCACUAUCUGCAUCUUGUUGCUGACAUGGGUGAACUGCUCCAGUGUUCGCUGGGCCACACGCAUCCAGGAUUUCUUCACCGUUGGGAAACUGCUCGCUCUUGUUCUCAUUAUUGUCGUGGGCAUGGUCCAGAUUUGCAAAGGCCACUACGACGCUCUGGAGCCUCAGGCAGCGUUCGAGUUUAUCCGAGAUCCGUCAGUGGGGCAGAUCGCUCUGGCCUUCCUGCAGGCCUCGUUCGCCUUCAGCGGCUGGAACUUUCUCAACUACGUCACUGAGGAGGUGGUGGAGCCACGCAAGAACCUGCCACGUGCGAUCUACGUCUCCAUUCCUCUAGUCACGUUAGUGUACACUCUCACAAACAUCGCCUACUUCUCCUCCAUGACCCCCGAGGAGCUGCUCGCAUCCAACGCCGUUGCCGUGACGUUUGGUGAGAAGCUGUUGGGGAUGUUCUCCUGGGUCAUGCCCAUCUCCGUGGCUCUGUCAACGUUCGGAGGGAUUAACGGCUACCUGUUCACGUCCUCCAGGUUGUGUUUCUCAGGAGCAAGAGAAGGACACCUGCCCUACUUGCUGGCAAUGAUCCAUCUGAAGAACUGCACACCCAUCCCGGCUCUGCUCGUCUGUUGCACUGCGACCAUCGUCAUCCUCUGCAUUGGUGAAACCCAUAACCUGAUUAACUACGUGUCUUUUAUAAACUACCUCUCCUAUGGCGUGACCAUCGCCGGCCUGCUGUACUACCGCUGGAAGAAGCCCCAUCUCGUCAGACCCAUUAAGGUGAACCUGCUGGUCCCCAUCAGUUACCUGGUGUUCUGGGCCGUAUUGCUGGGCUUCAGUCUGUACUCGGAGCCAGUGGUGUGUGGCAUGGGGCUGGUCAUCAUGCUCACCGGAGUCCCCAUCUACUUCAUUGGAGUUCAGUGGUCACAAAAGCCACACUGGAUCUACAGCGCAGUGGAGCAUGUGACGUAUUUGGGCCAGAAGCUGUGUUACGUCGUGUUCCCUCAGGACGAUCUCUCUGAAACGGAGCCUCUCACAGAGAAAACUGAGAAGUCGGAGCUCUGAGGCAUCAAUCCUUCCAGGGAAAAUGCGUCCCCUUUUUUUCUUUUUUUUUUCUUUUUUUUUUUUUUAAGUUAAAUAUUAUGGGGUCAAAAAAAAAACCCCACCCAGAAAAGCAGCAGUUAUUAACUCGGGAAUUUCUUGUGCAGGUGAUGAGACGGAUUUCUCCACGGUGCUCUAGGUUCCACUUUGUUUUGUUUUGUUUUUUCCCAAGUGUGUAAAGAAAGAGAGGCCUGUUGAGGAGAGGUGCAUAUUUUAUUAUUCUGGGCUCUUCUCGUCUUUUCCGCUGGCUGCGGAUGUAGGAAUGUGUAAAACGAACCCUUUUGUCCUCACAAAAGGAACUGGUUUCCACCGACCUCCCCUCGUUGCUACCUGGAGGCCAUUCCUGAUUUAAAAUACGGAGCAUGUGUUCUCGAGAGCCAUGCAGGAUCUUUUGUUUCUUUUGUUCUUUGUGUAUUAACGACUACCGGCCCAUAACUUUCAGCUGUGUGUGUGUGUGUGUGUGUGUUUUUCUUUGAUAUAUCAUCCUUAUAUAGAUGGCAUGAAGCCACAAAUCUUUAAGUCGUACCACAGAGAUGUGUGUGUACAUUUAAUUUUUAUUUUUUGCUUUGUUUUUUUGUUCAGCUGUGUAUCAGGUGUCCUUAAAACCAGUGUGUAUUUUUGAAGCAAGGUGAAAAUAUGCAAUUUUUGAGUA
Molecule: messenger RNA, 2571 nt
Organism: Neoarius graeffei (lesser salmon catfish)
Lineage: Eukaryota; Metazoa; Chordata; Actinopteri; Siluriformes; Ariidae
Gene: slc7a10a
Product: solute carrier family 7 member 10a
Exons: 10
Coding region: 723-1883 (386 amino acids)
Biological process (GO): D-serine transmembrane transport; amino acid transmembrane transport; D-alanine transmembrane transport
Cellular component (GO): membrane
Molecular function (GO): L-amino acid transmembrane transporter activity; neutral L-amino acid transmembrane transporter activity
Source: RefSeq, a predicted model, not a curated record